Messenger RNA from Acanthopagrus latus (yellowfin seabream), 1340 nucleotides. RefSeq names its product catechol-O-methyltransferase domain containing 1 (gene comtd1a). The record is from RefSeq and is a predicted model, not a curated record. Lineage: Eukaryota; Metazoa; Chordata; Actinopteri; Spariformes; Sparidae. Gene Ontology annotation, molecular function: S-adenosylmethionine-dependent methyltransferase activity; O-methyltransferase activity. The transcript is spliced from 9 exons. Bases 422 to 1192 code for a protein of 256 amino acids.
GCCGUUUAUAAACUCCACUGACAUGCUCCCUGCACACGGGAGCUUGCUAAUUCAUCGCUGACUCGAAUCACUCAUCUUGCGAGCGCUCACCACACGGCACAGAGGUACCGCUUAUCUCCACGGAGGCUAUUUCUGGUGCCGUGUGACACUGAUGAUGCUGACAGCAAUCGCCUUCCCACAUCACACAGCCUCCGUAAAGGUCAGACCAAAUGAAAAGGACGUGUAAGCGAGGCCUGUCCUCCUGCAGCAGCCUGAUCCGGCCUCAGGCGCUCCGGCUGAUGAGGCCUAAACAUCAGCACAGGGUCAUUAUUUCAACUGGAGAAGCACUUAACUUCUUCGCUCUCAGUCUCUGAGGACACUGCUGCAGCAAGAUCACUCACACGGCCUACAGUUUCCUCACCACACCUCAGACAGCAUCAGGAUGACUGUGUCCAGACGACCAGAUCGCAACUGGACGCGGAGGGCGGAGAAGGAGCUUUUUCGACCUUCUCCUGCCGAACAUUUAGGUGUGGGAGAGUCUGCCUUUGUUGGGAAGAGCCACGGCGAAGGGAAGGACGACGCCGUGCUGCAGUAUGUUGUUAACAACUCACUGAGGGAGCAUCCGGUCCUCACCAAACUCAGGCUGAGAACCCUUGAAGACCAGUGGAGUGUCAUGAUGGUUGCAAGUGAACAAGCCCAGUUUAUGGCAAAUCUCAUCAGACUGAUAAAUGCAACUAAAGCUAUUGAGAUUGGGAUGUACACAGGCUACAAUGCACUGAGCAUGGCAUUGGCCAUGCCAAGUAAUGGAGUUGUGGUGGCUUGUGAAAUAGAAGAAACCUACGUGAACAUUGCCAAACCCUUUUUUAAGGAGGCCGGAGUUGAAAACAAGAUCAAUGUGCAGCAUGAAAUAGCCAUGAAGACACUGGAUGCACUGAUAGCAGGCGGGGAGGCAGGAACCUUCGACUUUGUGUUCAUCGAUGCUGAUAAAUUCAACUAUGACAGAUACUAUGAGAAGUCCCUUGAGCUCAUACGAAAAGGGGGCAUCAUUGCGAUUGACAACGUGCUGUGGAGCGGAAAUGUUGUGAAUCCGGCUCCGGCUGACAUCACCUCGCAGGGUCUGGAUGCUCUCAAUAAGAAGCUGCACAAGGACGAGAGGAUCGAACUGAGCAUGCUCACUGUGGGCGACGGGCUGACCAUUGCCAUCAAACGCUAAAAUAACUACGAUAUAAAAGUUACAUCUAUUUAAACCGAUUGUUGCUUUUGAUAUAUAUAUAUAUAUAAAAAAAAACUAUAUGAGGACUCAUUGCCCUCUGUGCUUUUUGUCAAAUACAAAAAUCAUUACAAUAAACAUUGCAACCCCA